This is a messenger RNA of Acaulospora morrowiae, 1647 nucleotides long. Lineage: Eukaryota; Fungi; Glomeromycota; Glomeromycetes; Diversisporales; Acaulosporaceae. The record is from the annotation of a GenBank genome assembly.
AUGAAACCGAUACAUCUUGUACUAUUUCAUAAGGAUAUCUUACCCGCGAUUAUUUCCAGCUUUGAAUAUCAAGAUGAUAUCUUCAGAUGUUUAUUGGUACAUUCCACUUGGACAGGGAUAGUCAUAAAAGUCUUAUGGAAGGCUCCCACUUGGAGUUCCUAUAGAGCCUACCAAAAGUUUUUAGGAUCGGUGGCUGCGCCCACCGCCAGGUAUCCCUAUGGAACGUUUGUUGAAAGUUUAAAAUUCUCCUCAAGCGCGUUUCAAUAUAACAUUCAAAGUCUAGAUUUAAUCACCAAUCGAUGCCCAAAUAUCCAACAUCUUACUUUCGAUUGUAUGAAAUCGCCCAAUAAUUUUCCACCAGAAGUAUUAGCAACGCUUUUAUUAAGAUUUCCGAACUUGGUAUCGCUGAAAGGACCCAACACCGCAUCAAUACAUUGGAUCACAACGACGUUAGAGCCCAUUAGGAAGGGAAAUUGUCGGCACUUGAGAUCUUUGACGUUACCUUGGGAUUGGAGGGAUCCUUUAUUGGAGAUGUUAUUACAAGAUAUAGGGUCCCAUUGUCUACAAAUAACUUCAUUGAACAUUAACACCGAUGUGUACGAUCAAAUUGCCAAGAUCAUUGCGCGUUCAUUUCCAAAUAUAAAAAUAUUUAGCUGUCUCGCCGUGACGCAUAAAUCCCUUGGGAUAAUACUUCACGGCUGUCGAUAUUUGAGGUCGUUAAAAUUACAAUUUUCUCAAGACUUUAAUGAUGGCGAGGCUCUUGCCAUAGCUGAUUCAUUUCCAUUAUUGAACUCUUUUGUGUUGACAAGAUUUUGGACGAGUUUGCCAAAGUUUUUCAAAACGUGGGCACUGAAUCAAAGAUACCUACGUCACAUCGAAUUCUCUGACUGUAGUUCUCUGACACAAGAAAUGUUUCAACCAAUUGUGCAAUCAUGUAUCAGUCUAGAAUCGGUAAAAUUGGGACAUUGUCAUCAGAUAACUGAUAGUUCGAUCACUUUUCUUGCCAGGCAUCGAGGUCGUUAUUUAAAACGCCUCUCGCUUCAUCAUAACAAUGGAGUUUCUGACAUGGGGAUUAAUUCCAUCGCUGAACAUUGUAAAAAUUUGAGAAUUUUAAAUUUAUUUGAGUGCCCGAGAGUCACCACGAGUGCCAUCAUUAAUAUCAUCACACAAUGUAGAUUGCUGAUGGAAUUAUCGGGAAGUUACUCAGUAGUGAUGACUGAUCCGAUAAUUAAAUGUUUGAUAAUUAAUGGAUCGCCGAAAUUAGAAGUUUUGGGUAAUAAAUUUUUUGCUUUAAAUAAUUCCCGGGUGUUAAAAACGAUCAACAGUAAAUUGUUGUCCAAGUUGGGAAAUCAAAUGUCAACAUUGAGGGUGUUGGAAAUCCGAUAUCCGAUCAAAGGAGUAAAUCCGAAUAAACUUAUGAAAUCGAUCCUACGCUUUCCUCAAUUGGAAAAAUUGUGUAUCGUCCCACCACCAAGACUCAAACGAAAGCACAUUAGAAUAUUAGAAUCGCAUCCGAGGUUGAAGGAAGUUCGAUUUUUGGCACAUAACAACGCGAAGGUACUACAAUACAUUCAUGAUCGGGAACGGCAGGAUAGGGCGGGCGUGCGUAUUUCCAUUGGGAUAAUUGAUAGUGAAGAAGAAAUGUGA